GUCAUCGCUGGCCCUCCCGCAGCAGGCAAGGGCACUCAGUGCGAGAAGAUCAAGGACAAGUACGGCUUCGUCCACAUUUCCACAGGCGACAUCCUCCGGGAGAACGUGAAGAAGGAGACAGAGCUUGGAAUGAAGGCCAAGGGCUUCAUGGACUCCGGUGCGUUGGUUCCCAGCGAGCUGAUCGUGGACCUUGUCAAGGACCGUCUGCAGCAGUCGGACGUCAAGGAGAAGGGCUGCUUGCUGGAUGGCUUUCCCCGAGCCCCAGACCAGGCCCAGGCCAUGGUCGAUGCCGGCCUAGAGGUUCAGAAGUUCUUGGUCAUCAAGGUGCCAGACGACACCCUGGUGGAGCGAGGAUGCGGUCGCCGCCGGGAGCUCCAGCUGUUUCUAACUGUCAUCACCGCGCACCGUCCGCCUCGGCCACGCUGUCCACACGGGCUCCGAGCAAGCGGCAGACAUGACAGGGAGUGA
Messenger RNA from Symbiodinium pilosum, 468 nucleotides. Lineage: Eukaryota; Dinophyceae; Suessiales; Symbiodiniaceae. The record is from the annotation of a GenBank genome assembly.